Molecule: messenger RNA, 2652 nt
Organism: Moesziomyces antarcticus
Lineage: Eukaryota; Fungi; Basidiomycota; Ustilaginomycetes; Ustilaginales; Ustilaginaceae
Product: carboxylesterase from carbohydrate esterase
Exons: 3
Coding region: 1-2652 (883 amino acids)
Source: RefSeq, a predicted model, not a curated record
AUGGCGAGACACCGGCGACGAACGAUUCCGCCACCGUUACUGCCCUCGGCAGACACGGGCGGGUUGCGACCAGGUGAGCCGAUCUACCCACCCGAAAUGAUGUCUAGCGAUGCAGUGGUUGCGGAGUCGACUGUGCCUGCGUCGAGCUGCGCUAGGCCGUCUCCCGACGUUGCCGCGCCUCGCUGGUUGGUGGGGCGGGAACGCGAAGGCUCAACGCUGCCGGCGCAUCUGUCAAAAAAUGCCAGCUGCAUUCCGAGGCUUGGCGUGGCGCGACGAUCGCCCCACCGUGCCCUGAGCCGUUCCUCGGCUCGUCCCGAAGUCGAAGUGGCAAGGCGACAAACACUCAAAACUCCUACUGCAGAGCAACAGCAACAGCAUCAGCAGCCGUUGCCUGCGGUCCUCGGUUCGGCUUCGAGUGCAGCUCCGUGUGGGGCUAUGGACGAGCGACAUGCACGCUUUCUGUGGGUAAAGACGGCAGCGGGCGCUCAAUACAAGAGAUCCUCGUCUUCGCAUGUGGUCCAGGCCUCUCUCCAUCCCCCUCCACCAUCAGACCAAACGUCCGAGCCCAUUGCCAACAUGAGCCCGUGGGUGUUGUGUACGCUCCUAUGUGCGUUGGUGGCGCUUGCAAGGGCGCAAUCCACCGGCGUGCCCGCCAUCAGCUCGCUCAACACUGGCGUCCGCUUCCUCUACCAGAACGACUUGGACUGGAACAGGGCCGAUUCGUCCAGGCGCCAAGAAGGCUAUCUCCUGCUCACCACCCCGCUCACUGCUACGGAUGCUGCCGCAAAAUGUCGGCGCCUUGGCGAGACGCUGGUCCCUGCCUCCGCCUCGUCCAAUGCUGGCUUGCAGGCCCAGAUGAGCUACUUGCUCUACGACGGCAGCUAUGCCGCAGGCCAGUCGUUCUGGGCUGCCGAUGGGACUGCCCUCAAGUCGUCCUCCUCGGGAAGCCUUCAGGCGACCAAGCCGAGUGCUGACACCAAGCUGCCGGCACUUUGCACGCAGAGUGCACCUUGGAGGGCGGCCAACUCGACCGACACCUCUGCCAAGUGGCAGCUCACAGCCCAAAGCAACGGCGUCAAGUUCACAGGCUUCCGCGAUGCACUCUCGUUCCGCUUCCAAGCCGUGCCUUUUGCAAACCCUGCUCAGCGUUUCGCCUAUUCGUCCGUGUACGAUGGCAGCACAUCCACCUCCGUGACUGCGCUUGACACGACGCGCAACAAGCAGUGCCCGCAGAACGGUUCGGGCCCAUACUCGGAGCAGUGCCUGUAUGCCAACGUAUUCACGCCUUUCCUGCCGACGUCGUCCGAGACGCAGAGCACCAAGGCGCUCAAGCCCGUGCUGCUCUUUAUCCACGGCGGAGGCUACGCCUCGGGCAGCGGGCUCGACUUUACCUUUGACGGCGGCAACAUGGCGAGUCGCAGCGACGUUGUGGUAGUCACGCCCAACUAUCGUCUGGGUUCGUUAGGCUACCUGGCGUACGACGAUCAGAUCCGUGGCAACUAUGGUUUGGGCGAUCUCGUGACCGCGCUCAAGUGGGUGCAAAAGUAUAUCAAGGACUUUGGCGGUGAUCCGAGCCGCGUGACCAUUGCGGGCCAAUCGGCGGGUGCACAGCAUGUGCAGAACCUGCUCGCCUCGCCUCAAGCUGCAGGCCUCUUCCAGCGCGCCAUUGUGCUCAGUGGAAAGGGACACGAUGCAGCCUUUGUCUAUCCAACCGUCGAGCAGGCUCGUCAAGGCCAGGCCGGUGCGGUAGUCAAGGCGCUCGGAUGCGACACUGCCUCGAAUGUCCUCUCGUGCCUGCGCGGUAAGAGUGUGGGUGACAUGCUCAAGAACCAGUUCGCGAUGAUCACGCAGGAUGGAACGUACAUCCGCUCGCCACGCCUUGACAUGAGGUCACCCGGUCGCGCGCAGGGCCAUGUGAACCGUGUGCCGGUGAUCUGGGGCACCAUGCGCGACGAGCUGGCCUCGCUCGGCAUCGUGCCGCCCGCGUCCGAGACCAGCUUUGCCAAUGCGAUGAAGACGGCAGGCAUCGCAUCCAACUACAGCGACAUUGCGUUGCGCGACACGGCAGCGUUCCCCGUGAACCGAGGAUACAGCGUGCAGAAUCUGACGGUGAGCGUCAACACGGACAUCAGGUACCGCUGCGGUAUCCAGGGCAUGGCGUACGCCUCUGUCGCCAAUGGCGUCUUCCCGCGCGUCUGGGCCUACUUUUACGACCAGCGCUCGUACCAAAUCCCCAACUACGACCCGCAGGCAGCGUGUCAGCCCAAGGGUAGCCUAGACCCUUCGAGCUACUACAUGUGUCACUCGGGCGAUCUCAUGACGCUCUUCCACACCACGGGCACAGCCUUCCGCCUACCUUACCGCGACGCCAACGAUCUGCCGUGGAUGGCGUCGAUCAUCGACCAGUUCUCCGCUUUCGUCCGCACAGGCAACCCGGCUCCGGCGGCCGACUACCUGCGCGCUCGAGGCCAGGCGUAUGCUUCGUCGCUGGCGAGGACCACCGCGGCGGGCACCACGUGGACCGCAAUGUCGACCUCGAAUCUCAACGGCCUCAGCUUCGGCCCUGUCCAGCAGAGGCUCGAGACGCUGGGUCAGAGAAACGACCAGUGCGCUGCCUUCAACAUGGGCCUCGAUUACAUCGCCAAGCUUUGA